Mixia osmundae IAM 14324 is the source of this 666-nucleotide messenger RNA. RefSeq lists its product as uncharacterized. NCBI's taxonomy places the organism in Eukaryota, Fungi, Basidiomycota, Mixiomycetes, Mixiales, Mixiaceae. Gene Ontology annotation, molecular function: GTP binding; GTPase activity. The transcript is spliced from 7 exons. The record is from RefSeq and is a predicted model, not a curated record. Bases 1 to 666 code for a protein of 221 amino acids. Gene Ontology annotation, cellular component: Golgi apparatus.
AUGUCCGCACCCAUAGCAUGGCAUCACAUAUUGAAAUACAUCAUCGUCGGCAACUCUGGCUGCGGCAAGUCAUCCAUCCUCGUCCAACUCACCGACAAGAGAUUCUUGGGCGCAGGGGCCGAUCCUACUAUUGGCGUUGAAUAUGGUUCGAGCAUCGUCGAGCUACCGAACGGCAAGCUCUGCAAGAUUCAGAUAUGGGACACCGCGGGCCAAGAGUCGUUCAGAUCGAUCACCCGGUCAUACUAUCGGGGAGCCGAAGGAGCACUGCUCGUCUUUGACGUCACUCAUCGGUCCAGCUUCCUGGCCCUGCAAGGCUGGCUAGACGAUCUCAGGACAUGGGGCGAGGAGGGCAUCACCAUCCUCGUUGUCGGCAACAAGGUCGACCUCGUAGAGCGGGCGGCAGAGAAUGGGCGGCAAGGGGCAAGCGAGUCUGUAAAGCGCGAAGUGAGCGAGAAUGAAGCGAGGGAAUGGGCGCAGAACGAAGGACUCGAGUAUCUCGAGACGAGCGCAAAGACGGGCGAGAACGUCGAGCGAGCUUUCAAACAAACUGCGACAGAGAUACAUGCCAAGAUCGAGAAGAGGAAGAUCAAAGACCGCGCGAGAGGAGGAGGGUCGAGCUUCCCUCUGACUACCGGAGCGAGUCAGGCAGCCAAAGGGUGCUGCUGA